Messenger RNA from Closterium sp. NIES-65, 921 nucleotides. Lineage: Eukaryota; Viridiplantae; Streptophyta; Zygnematophyceae; Desmidiales; Closteriaceae. The record is from the annotation of a GenBank genome assembly.
AUGAGCGUCCGGGGUUUGGCCAGGCUCGCCGACGUCCAGCCGAAGCAGAUCCGCGAGUGGCGCAGCAUGAAGGAGCGGCUCGACAAAGCUGCAGGGUGUCGCCAACGUCUCACUGGUGCGGGACGAAAGCCCAAGUACCCCGAUAUGGAGGUUGCGAAGUCCUUCGUGACCUGCGGCAUCUCCACCGCCGUCGACGGGAGCGAGGAUCAUCUGAUCCUCGCUCACCUCCGCGAUAAGGGGGAGGUGGAGGUGCUGGAGGAUGUGUGCGAGGAGGAGCUUGACGAGCUCGUCCCCAACCCUUUCUACCCUGAUCCUGCCGCCCCUGCGAGCAAGAACAGCGCUGAAGCCUCCUCGACAUCUGAGGAGGAGGAGGAGGAGGAGGGGGAAGAGGAGGAGGAGGAGGAGGAGGAGGAGGAGGAGGAGGAGGAGGAGGAGGAGGAGGAGGAGGAGGAGGAGGAGGAGGAGCAGGAGGAGGAGGAGGUGGUGGAGGACGAGGAGGACGAGGAAGAGGGGGACACGGAUGAGGAGGAGGAUGAGGAGGGCGAGGAGCAAGGCGGUGCGGAGGUGGAGGGUGAGCGGGAUGGGAGGAUGAUGGCGAUGAGUGUGGGAGACGUCGCUCCAGCAAGGGCAAGGGGGGCAAGGGCGCGGGUGGAGCUGGAGGGGGCGGUGGCGGUGGCGGCGGUGGCGGCGGAGGGAGUGGGGGUGGCGGCGGGACUAGUGGCGGGGGUGGUGGUGGUGGUGGCAGCAGCGGCGGAGACGGUGGUGGUGGUGCCAGCGGUGGUGGUGGAGGCAGCGGCGGAGGUGGAGGCGGCGGAGGUGGAGGCGGCGGAGGUGGAGGCGGUGGAGGCGGCAGCGGAGGAGGCAGUGGUGGUGGAGGGGGUGGAUCUGGUGGCUGCGUCGGGUCAGGUGUGUCCCAGGUAG